GCAGUGAGCUCUGAGGGUGAGUGUGCGCGUAACUCCCUCCGGAAAUUGCUGACAUAAAUUUUUCUUAUUUUAGCGCUAUUGACGAAUGAAUAGUGAUAUUUACAAGUACUGACUGACACGGAAUUGCUGAAAUAAUAUAUAGUGUACUUCUUUAAAGAAAAAAAACUCAGUAUUUGAUGACUUGUUUGUUUUAGGAGUAGACAAAGCUUGCGGGGCGAGCGGUCCUUUACAGAGGCUGCAGGCGACGGUGGUCAGUUGUCUCCAGGAGGUGUACCGCAGAGUUCCGGGUACGGCUUUAAUACCCCUCACAAUUACAAUGACCAUGAAAUUUAUUGUGGUGGGUUUGCAACACAGUGGCAGCGAAAUGGCGGCAAGUGUGGUCCCUGUGGUGACCCGUGGCACAUGCCACAACCUCGUGACAAUGAGGGUGGUGGAAAAUAUGGUCGAGGAGUCAUAGUGAAGAAGUACAAACACAGUAGUAGAAUCCAGUUGGGUGUCGAGCUUACUGCCAACCACAUGGGAUUCUUUGAAUUCCGUCUUUGUCCUCACAAUCGACCUUCUAAACCAGUAACCAAUGAGUGCCUUGACAAAUAUGUCCUGCAGAAAGCUGAUGGUUCUGGUCCAAGGUAUUUUCCAGGACCUGGUGCUAAGAAAUUUUAUGCCAAGUAUCGCCUUCCACCAGGCUUGACAUGUACUCAGUGUGUAUUGCAGUGGCGUUAUGUAGCUGGCAACAAUUGGGGAAAGUGUGAAAAUGGUACAUCUAUGGUAGGCUGUGGAAAACAAGAAGAAUUCCGUGCAUGUGCAGACGUUACUAUUACAGAAGAGGAUGGUUCAGCUGAUGACACGCCCAGUAUUGUUCCUGACGACACUGAUUACAAUGAAGUGGACGUGGACACUCAUGAAGGAAAACCCACUCUGGAUGCGGAAGAACAUAUUAACCAUGUUGGACAUAUUGUAGCACUCACUUUGUCCUUCUUACUUAUACUACUUAUACUUUUGGGUCUUAUUGUGUAUUUCUACUGGGCACGUGAUGCAUUCAAAGGAUUUAUAAAGCGCAGGGCUGGGCAGUGGUCUAAGACUGCUGUCACAGCAUCACCCACAAAGCAAAGAAAUUCCAAAAUUACAAUUUCUGGGCCAGUUGGGGUUGCACCACCUGUGCCACCACGACGUAGCCGAUCAAUGUCUGGAGGAGAUCCUCCUCCAACAAUUAAUCCACGAGAAAUUCAGUCCAUUAGUUCCCCAACCCGAGUUACCAUUAAUGGUGUUGCUGUUAAUUCCAACGCUGCAAGUAGCACUCCUUCACAAGCUCACUUGCAUGUUCCAAAUUAUUAAAUAUCUUGAGUUAC
Molecule: messenger RNA, 1346 nt
Organism: Cherax quadricarinatus
Lineage: Eukaryota; Metazoa; Arthropoda; Malacostraca; Decapoda; Parastacidae
Source: RefSeq, a predicted model, not a curated record